Messenger RNA from Hordeum vulgare subsp. vulgare (domesticated barley), 1108 nucleotides. RefSeq lists its product as uncharacterized. The record is from RefSeq and is a predicted model, not a curated record. Bases 1 to 879 code for a protein of 292 amino acids. The transcript is spliced from 5 exons. Lineage: Eukaryota; Viridiplantae; Streptophyta; Magnoliopsida; Poales; Poaceae.
AUGGACCCCAGGUAUGUCUCAAUCGCUGGUACAGGGGACGUGGCACCCUUUCCCGUUCCUAGCAACUAUGCCCCACUCCCUCUACCACCCUCGCGCCGAUUUCGUCUAUGGCAACUGACUGCUCGUGCGUUGCUGCAACCUGGCAACUGCCGAUCAGUUCAGGCGCAGAUCGCGCACAAUGGUGGAGCUAUUGCAGUUAUCUCCCUACCCCGCAUGAUAAAAAGGAGCAAACUUAUCCCUUGUCUCAAAUUACCCCUCAUUCUCCUCUUUCUCUUACGAUCUCGGUCACCUCCUGCCGUCUUCAUCUCGCGCCGACAGCAGCAGCGGCAGUGGAGCGGACGACGGCCUCAUGCCUGCCGUUGGUGCGUGCUGACGGGCGGUGGCGGUCGACGUGAUUCGACUGGGUCCUGGGUGCGCGGGACACCGUGUGUGGCGCCUCUCCGACUCAGCGGCGCGUCGACCAGGCCCGACGGCCAAUCGCGGGCAUUGCGCUUCCGUCAGACUCGCCGCAUUCCGUCACUAAAGGGACUUCCUGGAGCCUCCGUUAAUGUUCCAACUACGUCUGAUUAUAGCACAGCUCCAUUGUCUACUCUCCCUGGCUCUGAGAACGAGUUCAAGCAAGAUCAACGACCAUUUUUAAGUGCUGCUUUUUUUCGUCCACGCUCACGUGCGACACAACAGGUAAUCUGGUUCAAGCUCUACUGCUGUUCUAUAGAAGGAAGUUGGAGGCGGCAUUGGAAGAGACCAGCAGGUUCUUCUUCCAGGUGGUCAACAUCUGAAGGCAAUAAAUCUGUUGUCUUUGCCACUAUAUCCGCAAUAUCCGUCGGGCUUUUAUCGAACUACCAUGAAGUGCACGUGCUGAAGGAUGAUCCGGGUUAAAUGCAAGGGUGGUGUAACUUGAAGUUUCCAAAUUUCCUAUUGUCAAGAUUAAAAAACUAUUUAGCUCGACAUAACAAUACACUUUCUCAAAAUAUGCAAUACAUAAAGAUGUAAAUGCAUCCAUUACCAUAUUUUCUAUUCUUACGGAGCAUAGUUGCAAGGACAAUAGAUUUAUUUCCUUCAGUUGUUGACCACCUAUAUGAGUUUUGAAUUAAGUUGCCACCCCAAA